AGCGUACGUCACGCAGGUAGCUUAUUUUUUGCUAUCUGUGAACCUGUCAUUUGUCGAAUCAUGUUCAACUUCGUCGCGUUGUGAAAAUAAUUGUGGUGUUAAAAUAGUUUAGAACAUUAAUUGUUAUUAAUUUAUUAAUAGUUUUAUAAUUUCCUAAACAAUGGCUGACACAACUGGACAAGCCGGAGACCAGGGCCCUCCUAAGGGCAUCCCGGCGCUGAAGGCCCAUGUCAUCGCCAACAAGGUGGACGUGGCUCUCUGGGCCAUCCGCAUACUCACCGUGCUGUGCACCUUCGGAUAUGUGCUGCCGCUGUUCUGCAACCCAGUGUCAGCGUUCUACAAAGCCCUUCUCGGUAACGCAGCGGUCUCGGCCCUCCGCCUCCACCAGAGGAUCCCAGCGCGCGAGAUCCGGCCGUCGCGAGAAUUCCUCGCGAGAUUCUUCCUCGAGGACUCGGCACAUUAUCUGCUCUACUCGCUCAUCUUCAUGAACGUGGCGCCUAAUUUGUUGAUCCUGACGCCGAUCUUCUUGUUCGCUCUGCUGCAUGCUGCGUCUUACUCCCUCACCAUCCUCGACACGUUGGGCCAGAACUCCCUAUGGGUGGCCCGCCUCCUCAUAUCGCUGGUGGAGUUCCAGUCACGGAACAUCCUGCGCGCCGCCGCGCUCGCCGAGAUCGUGCUGUUCCCGCUCGUGGUGUUCAUGGCGCUCUUCGGCUACUGCGGCCUCAUGACCCCCUUCGUGUACUACUACUUCGUGACGUGGCGCUACGCGUCCCGCCGGAACCCGUACACGCGCAACACGUUCCGCGAGCUGCGCGUCGUGCUGGAGCGCCAGGCCGCGCGGCCCGGCCUGCCGGCGCCGCUCAAGAACGCCGUCCACAGCGGCGUGCAGCUCGUGUGCCGUCUGGCGCCGCCUAUGGAGGAACAGGCACAGUAG
Molecule: messenger RNA, 934 nt
Organism: Cydia splendana
Lineage: Eukaryota; Metazoa; Arthropoda; Insecta; Lepidoptera; Tortricidae
Gene: Kr-h2
Product: Krueppel homolog 2
Exons: 6
Coding region: 161-934 (257 amino acids)
Biological process (GO): membrane organization; endoplasmic reticulum tubular network organization
Cellular component (GO): membrane; endoplasmic reticulum
Source: RefSeq, a predicted model, not a curated record